AUGUUGCACUCGCGCCGCCGUGUUGGCACAACGGCGCGGCAACUUCUUCAUAAUUGAGGCACUAUAGACACAUAGAUGAGCUGACUCGAAGGCUUGUAGGUUUUGUAGGGUCUGUCGAUAUCUAGUGCAUGGAAGUCGCCGAGGAUGGAGCCUGCGAGACCUGCACGGGCUCCGCCCCUGGUCCCCAUGCGGUCGGCGGCUUGAAUCAAUGAAGCAAAAAACCGGCCCAAAGAAGACCGAAAGCGACUGCAAUUCAUAGGCACUGCCUUCCGCUGUGUGCCCUUAACAAAUAAACUCAAUCAAAGCGGCGCGGGGGCGCCAUCAAAAUGCCUCCGGCGUCGCCCGAGGAGCGGGCGGGGGGAUUAGUGGGCCGCGCCGACUACUGGGGGCCCGGUUGCCCGCGAACGCAGCUGGCCAGUAGGCGUAGCUGAGGGCGCAGCAAUAGGCGCAGGCGUAGAAAUAGGCGCAGGAGUAGGCGUAGAAUUAGACGCAGAAAUAGGCGGCGGGGUAGGCGUAGAGGUAGGUGUAGAAGUAGGCGUAGGCGUAGAAGUAGGCGUAGAAGUAGGCGUAGAAGUAGGCGCAGAAGUAGGUGUAGAAGUAGGCGUAAAAGUAGGGGUAGGCGUAGUAGGGGUGGAAGUAUGUAGGCGUAGAAGUAGGCGUAGAGGUAGGGGCGCGCGUAGUAGGGGUAGGGGUCGGGGUAGGGGUAGGCGUAGGGGUAGGCCUGGCCGUAGGGGUAGCCGUAGGGGCGGGCGUAGGCGCAGGGGUACGUAGGCGCAGGGGUAGGCGCUAGGGCAAUGCAUGGGAAGCGCUUUUUUUCAAAAAGCUUUGCUCUGUUUUCGGCUACAUAUGGCUCACCCGUCGACGUCGCUAGAUAAGAUAGGAGAUACCUCGUGGGCGGUGGAAAUCGACCGCGUAGCAACAGCGCCUGCCGCGGUAUUCUGGGCUCGGUAGUCUGAAGGCAGGAUUGGUGGCGCAUUGCGUCACGGCUUUGCGUGCGCUCGUCGGUCAUGGCCGGCGUAGAUGUCCAACAGACAGCCCCUGCAGUGCUGCCGGUUCGUUUAAAAUGACAGCAAUUAUACGCGGCCAACCCAAAGCCACAGGCGCUGCGAACUGGAGCCAACAAUAGGCCCACGCCCCAACAGGCGAAACAGGCGCCCACGCGUGGCCUUUGAUAGAAUAACUCUCUCAAAGCCGUGCGCGGUCUUGCCGAUGACAUUCAUUGAUGCCGCGGCCGGCCGCGGCGCUCUUCCGGCCCUUGGUCCCACGCGGCGUUUCUUCGCCCCGACUGUUUUGCACGGAGACCAACAGAGCGCCCUCCUGGGCUGCAAGCCGAAAUCCCCUUGGGUUGGGGUGCCUCCGAGGUCCUCCAGGCCCCCCCUUUAAGGCCUUCUCGCAGGGCUACCGACCCCCCGUUGGUAUCCUCAUGAAAGGGGGCCCCCCAAGCCCGCCCCCGCUUUUCGUUUGCGCAAGUUCGCAGAUUUUCAGGAGUUACGUCGCGAGCAGCGACAUCGCGAAUCCGGCCGAAGCGGAGGCUUGCGUCACAGCCUGGCCGGGAAUAAAUUCAAAGGCGCCGAACAAGGUGCCAGCCUAUCCUGUAUCGGCCGCCCGCGUGGGGCCCUUGCUUCCAAAGCUAGUCAGAGCGUCAUCGAUUUAUCCUGAGACCGUCGCUGAUUUAUCCUGAAGCGCCUGCCCAUACGCAUACACCAAAGCCGCGGCGGGGGCUUGCGUGUCACGUACCUUGAGGCCACAUCGCCAAGGACUGAAUCCAUGGCCGCGCGCGGCUGCUCCUGCGGCCACCUUUCUCCUGCCUUCGUUCUGCGUAGGAGCUAGCUGAGUUCUAGGCGGCGCCUCGCUCUACGCGCGCACAGAUCUGUUGUGCGUGUGCAAGCUUGUAUGCCUAUGGAGCGCCGUAAAAUCAUAUGUGGCGACGGGGGAGGCUUUGCUGAAAAAAAUAGCGCCCCCUGCCACAGGCGUAGAAGUAGGCGCAGAAGUAGGCGUAGCAGUAGGCGUAGCAGUAGGCGUAGAGGUAGGGGUCGGCGUAGUAGGGGCAGGGACGUGGUAGGGGUAGGGGUAGGGGUAGGGGUAGGGGUAGGGGUAGGGGUAGGGGUAGGGGUAGGGGUAGGGGUAGCCGUAGCCGUAGGGGUGGCCGUAGGGGUAGCCGUAGGGUAGGGGUAGCCGUAGGGUAGGGGUAGCCGUAGGGGUUGCCGUAGGGGUAGGCGCAGGGGUAGGCGUAGGCGCAGGGGUAGGCGUAGAAAUAGGCGUCGAAGUAGGCGCCGAGGCGGCCCCCCUCUCCGCAGGGGCCGCGUAGUGAAUGGCCCGGGCUCGGGGCGUUGGUUACAGGGAAGGUGUGCAGCCGAGGGCGCAGAGGACUGCUUGGGGCAUUGCAGGCCGAUCUCCAGGCAUGCUUGCUUGCAGGGCGCUCGCUGCAGGGCUUCUCUUCUGAGCGCGGGGGCCGUCGCUGCGUGUAGGGCUCGGGCUAUUUUUGCAGCGCCCAGGGGUUUCUUUGUCGUUCAUCGCGCUGAACCCCUACAGCUCAAGUCGCAGAAUUUGUCGGAAAUAUUUCCACAGCAGCAUGCGCUUUCGAAAAAUAAAAGCGCAAGUAUGUGAAAAGCUCUAGAGCUCGAGUCCCAGAAAAGCUCCAGGCUUUGUCGUAAUAGCAUGCAGGUUCAGCGCUUCCAAAGUGUCGCGCUUUUCGUGAUUUUUUCUUGUUCCCUACGGGUCGACCCCCAUCUUUUGGGCCGAAUAGCGUGCGCUUUCGCGAGUAGCAAGCAGCGCCAUUUUGAAAAGCCCUAGGGGUUUGCUCCAGGUUUGCUGCAGGUUGAGCCGCAACUUUAGAGCCUGUUUAAGGUUUUCGCAACUCUUCCCUACAGCUUUUGAGUCAAGUCCUUAUCUGUCUAUAGUCUUUAAAACUAUUUUCACCAAAGGCGGCGAAAAAAUGACCUGGCUGCAGCUGAUGUCAGGUCGUGCGCGCUCCAAAGAACAUGCUGGCUUUACUUCCCGACGAGGAGGUGAGAAGAAGAAGAACGCAAGGCCGUCGGAGACGUGGGUAGAUUUCUUUGCAAACGGUAUGGGGGCAGUGGCGCUGCGACAGGUGACGCGCGGCAUGUUCAACGUGGCAAGCGGUCGUGGAUCCUCCGCCAAAGAAUUUCUUUCUAGCAGAGAGAUCAAGGCGCCGCUGCGCCUCUUGACCAAAUCCCUCACCAGGUCGGCAGGAGGCGAAAGUGGCGGGCUGAUGGCGGCUUUGAGUACCGACACCGGGAACGUGAACCGGUUUCUAGGGAACGACCUCGGCCUGCUGCGACCCGAAGGCACAGCUGUUUUCGUACAGGUCAUAUUCCGUGGUCAACAUCAAACGUAUCCUGUGCAAAAGUAUCGUACUCGUAUUGCAAUCAUGCGUUACAAAUUUUUUUCUCAAGGUAAAUCCGCACUACAAUCUUUAUUUCUCAUGCUGAGGGAAUUUGUCAUGCAUUUAUACGAGUGCGAUAUUACUUUUGCAAUGCAUAAAACGGCCGGGGCACCGAUCGAAGGCCCGCCGUUGUUCGCGGAGUUACAAGGUCCGCUGCAGACAGCGCUACAGGGACAGGUCGGCAAGGUGUUCAAGAGCGAUAUGGCGUUCUCAAACGUUACACUCUUAGCUGUUCUUGCAAGAAUAGAAACAGUGAAGUCGUGAGAGAAGGGGGCUUGAACCUCUCGCAUUACAAAUUUGGCACGACAGAUUUUCAUUAGCCCUGCUUCACAAAUUUGUCAUGUGAAGUAGCCUGAUCAUGUGGAUGCUGAUCCUGAUCAGCAUUCUGCAUGACAGAUCAUGUAACAGUUGAGAGAGUAUCGUUUGAGAAUCCCAUAAGCGACAUUUGGAAUCUUCAGAAAUCGUCGCCGAGGAAGCUGUCGCUGCCGGUGCAUUUCGCCUCACCCGUUACCGUCAAGCUGCCGCCGCAGAAGACUUCUCAAAAAAUAGGUAAAAACGAUCGUGAUCAGCACCUGCGACAGCAGCAGUUUCAGAUCAACUUGCAAUACCUGUUUCCACUUUAUGGGACUCUCAAACGUUACAUUCUCAGCUGUUACAUGAUUUGUGAUGCAAAAGGAACAUCAACAUCCACAAGGUGAAGCUACUUCGCAUGGCAAAUUUUUGAAAGGCUAAAUAGCACCUAAAUCUGUGCAGAACUUGUAAUGCUAGAGGUGCAACCUCCCCCCUUUCACUUUUGCAAUUCUUGCAUCACAAAUUCAUGUAACAAUUGAGAAUGUAACAGUUGAGAACGCCACACACUCCCGCAAGCCGGUGACCUGGUGGCGUUCCUAAUCCCCGUCUUCAGCAGCUCUACCGUAUCCCACAGAAAAAGACCGGCAGAUCAUGAUUGAUCUUCGUGACGCAAAUCGCACAAAAUAAAUCUGUCAUGGGCGAUGGUAUAGCAUGCUGCUUAUUAGGACAGCACGCGCGACGAGAGAUUUAUUUUGUGUUUUUGCAUUGCAAAUUUUAAUUUAUGUGGUGCUGCCUCCCUUUCACUUCUUCUGUGGGAUAUAUUACCUCGGCGAGCCCACCGCCCAUGUUCAGCCCCGGCGCUGUUUUUGCGGUGACGCAGCUGACUUACCACGUGGCUGAUACCACGGAUAAAAAAGCUGCGAAUCAUGAUCAUGGCGGGCGGAAACAGCAGCAACAACAAACCUUCGCCAGUCCAGAGGACAUUUUUUCACGCGGAAAUAAGAAUAACAAGAAGGCUGCCCGGAUUUCUUUAGAAGCGGUCCCUCUGGAGUAUUUUCUUGGCCUUCGCGGGCCACAGGCGUACGCCCCGCGUAUCGUCUAUGGGAGUGCCAGGAUUGAAAUCGUCAAAGUUGAAAUAAUCUCCCAUGCAUAAAAUGGAUACCCAGUUUGCGAGUGGUGCAUGAUGAAUUUGGGUAAAGCCGAAAUCCCGUUUGUCAUGCUGUUUGGGUAAGGAGGGCGCCUUUUGUCGUGCUACUUUACCAAUCCAGUGUCUACCCCCCAACAGGCUUACGAUCUGCCUCACUUGCCUACCCUGCAAGACAGGCGCUUUGUGGUCUGCAUUUUAUGCAUGACAAAUCAUUUCAACUUUGUCGAUUUCAUUCCUGACGCAUCCAUAUCUUCCUAGAGGACUUGGCCGCCGAUACUCUCCGGCUUCUCCCCCCAGGGACUGCGCAGCCAGUUGCCCCGGGGCAGCUGCAGGAUCAAAAUUACGCCCAUGCGCCGAAGGCUGCCGAACCUUCACAAGCCUCCAAAGCGUCGGCCACCGCUAUGGCGUUCUCAACUGUUACAUUCUCAGCUGUUAUACAAUGACUUGUAAUGCAAAACGAACAUCAACACUCGCGACCACAAGGCGAAGCUACUUCGCAUGGUAAAUUUUAACAAGUCUAAACAGCACCUAAAUCUGUGCGGAAUUCGUAAUGCUACAGGUGCAACCUCCUUGCUUUGACUUCUUUCGCCAUUCUUGCAUCACAAACCCAUGUAAGAACAGUUGAAAAUGUAACGGUUGAGAACGCCAUAGCCGCGACUUCGAGCGGCAGUUCUUCGCGCGCGCGAGUUGGGGGCUUCCGCGUGUUCACGGCGUCCGGCUCGGCGCAAACCGGGAAAAAAAUAAAACAGCGGGCAUCAAAAUCAACAAAAUGAAAAAACCACCUGCUCCCCACUAGCACUACAAUCAAAACCGAAACUCGGGAUGCCGAAUUUGUGUACACAAUAAUAAAUCCCUGACGCCGGCAGAUCAUGUAAUUCACGUACAACCAUAAGUAGCUGUGUCGCAUGAUGUUGACACACGGCUGCCAUAAAGGUGGUCAAACGGCUACGGAAUCCAGAAUUCAUUAGAAUGCGGCGGCGAGCCGAAGUUGCCUUCUUGCAAGACGUGGUCGAUGUGUAGUGGACACAAAUCAACAGCGCAUAUUUUGAUUUUCGCUUAGUAUUAUUUAAGUAUGGACAGGGGGUAUUUUUCUUGACGAUAACGGGUACUACGGGGGUAG
Messenger RNA from Amoebophrya sp. A120, 5964 nucleotides. Lineage: Eukaryota; Dinophyceae; Syndiniales; Amoebophryaceae. The record is from the annotation of a GenBank genome assembly.